AUGAAUAAAGUCAAACCUCGCGUGUUAUUACUUUGCUCUAUUAUUGCUAUUGGUAACAAUCGUUUGGAACAACUUGCACUUGAAAAAUGUCAAGCAAUAGAUUUGACUUGUAAUUACUUUCAAUUACAAGAUCAAUCACUUUUUCAACGACGAUUUUAUUCACAUGUCAUGCCUCGUAUCUUCAAUAAUAUUCAAUCAUUGACACUCUAUAUUCAACAUCUUCCGGAUAUUGUCACUUUUGCUGAAAAAAAUUCUGAUAGAAUUUUUCCAAAUUUGACACAUUUGAAAAUAAUGCUUUGUAAGCGAAAUCCUAAAACAUGGACAUCAUAUAUACUAGGUUUUGGUAUUUACAGUAUUUUUCGUCAUUGCCCUCUUGUCUCAACUGUACCUAAUUUAAUUCGAUUAACUGGGUCUUCUAGUGGUAAAAUCUUAUCUAGUUUUUGUUCUUCGACACUAAUACCUUCUAUAAUAUCAUUUGAACUUGAUGAUGACUGUGUUUUACCACAUGUAUCGAAUGAUUACUCUUUAUUCUUUCCUCAAUCAAUUCAACUGUCACAUAUCCAAAUAACAUUAUGUUAUGUUGAUGAUUGCAUUUGUUUACUAAAACAAUUGGGUCCACAACUCUAUUCAUUGAUUGUGAGCAUUGUAUAUGUUGAUGGUACAACAACUUGUAUUAUAUCUAAAAUACCAUUAAUUUUAUGUCCAAACUUAAAACAGUUGACAAUGAAAAUCUAUCGUAAUUUUGUUGAUUAUAAAAAAUGUAUUGUACCUCUUCUACAACGUUUGUCAAAUGUUGAAUAUUUAACAUUAUUAUUAGCUAUUGGUGAAACAGGUGGUACGCCUAAUCAUUUUAUUGAUGGAUAUGAUUUAGAGAAUGAUAUUAUUUCAUACAUGCCUCAUUUAUAUCAAUUUAAUUUUCACAUUCGUUCCAUAUUAGAGAACGCUCCGCAUAUUGAACUUGACACAAUUCGUCAAAGUUUUUUUCGACGACAACAACAGUCUGUUGAUUGUACAAUCGACUAUUUCAAUAAUAACUAUGGUCAAUGUCAAAUAUAUUCACUUCCAUUCAUUGGUACUCGUCUUGAAUUUAUUUCCAAUCGAUUUCCACUCUUUGAUACCACUAACACAUUCUGCAUGGUUACUAUGCUAUUACUUUUCGAUGAUAUCAAACCAUUCGAAAGUGUUUUCUUUGAACGUAUAGCUCAAGCUUUACCUCAUCUCAAAAUACUUGAAGUAUUUAAUAAACUUGAACAACAAGAGAAGAUAACAGCAACAACAAACAAUCUUAAGUUUACUCAUUUAACUACACUGAUUCUAUUUGAUAUUCAUAUGGACUAUGCUGAACAAUUACUUUGUCGAACUUGUCUUCCUUGUUUAAACGAACUUGCUAUUCGUAAUGAUAUACUGUUAGCAAUAAUCGCUCAAAAUCAACAUCAAACAAUAGAUAAUUGUUCUAGAGUAGAACGAUUACGAACCUCUGAACCAUUAUAUGACUCACUAAAUGUUCUUCGAAAUUAUUUUCCACCAGAUUCUUAUGUAAAACAUGAGAAAGAAACACAAACAACAUAA
Messenger RNA from Rotaria sp. Silwood2, 1569 nucleotides. The record is from the annotation of a GenBank genome assembly. NCBI's taxonomy places the organism in Eukaryota, Metazoa, Rotifera, Eurotatoria, Philodinida, Philodinidae.